This is a messenger RNA of Dioscorea cayenensis subsp. rotundata (Guinea yam), 1426 nucleotides long. Its product is annotated as protein CDC73 homolog. Gene Ontology annotation, molecular function: RNA polymerase II complex binding. Gene Ontology annotation, cellular component: Cdc73/Paf1 complex. The transcript is spliced from 4 exons. The record is from RefSeq and is a predicted model, not a curated record. Lineage: Eukaryota; Viridiplantae; Streptophyta; Magnoliopsida; Dioscoreales; Dioscoreaceae. The coding region runs from base 103 to 1266 and encodes 387 amino acids. Gene Ontology annotation, biological process: positive regulation of transcription elongation by RNA polymerase II; transcription elongation by RNA polymerase II.
CCAUUCCAAUUAAACUCAACUCCCAACCCUAAUUUUUUCCCCAAAUUACCACAUUCAAUAAACCCCGGCAAAAUCCAUUGGCUUCUCUCUCUCGUCAUUUCCAUGGAUCCCCUCUCUGCUCUGCGCGACUUCGCAGCCCGCGGCGAGCUGGAGAAGAUCACCCGUUCCGGCGAGGAGUUCCGGUUCGGCGGUGACUACUCCUUCCCCUGCUCCGCCGAGACCGCCUACCGAUCCAAGCAAGGAAAUCUCUACACCCUCGAAACUCUCCUCUACUACCUCCGCCAUCACCAUCUCAAGCACACUGAGUACCUCCAAUCCGCUCGCCUCAGCCGCGUCCCUGCCGUCACCCUCCCUGAUCGCAAGCCCCUCCUCGACUACCUCCUUGGCCGCGUCUCCUCCUCCGAUGCCGUUGAGCUCCUCCCUCCUCACCCUGACGACCUCCCCCUUGCUCCCUCUCGCCCUGCUGAUAUCCCUUUUGCUCCUCCUUCUCACGAUCCCAGCUUCGUUUCCACUAUUCGUUCCCUGGAACGCCCCCUCAAGGACCGCGAGGCCCUCCUCGAGUGCCGCAACCGCGACUUCUUCUCCGUCCUCACUGCCUCCACCCGCCGCCAGGAGGAGCGCCAGCGGCUCGAUUCGCAGCAGCGCAAGGACGGCCUCGUCGCGAAAUCUCGCAUCUUGGGCUCUGACACUGGUUAUGCUGACGAUGCCGGUGGCUACGACGCCACGCCGCGGCCUAAGAUGUUGCAUCUCAAGGGAAGUAAGGUUGGGGAGGGCGUUCCGAUCAUUCUGGUGCCUAGCGCCUCCCAAACUUUGAUUACGAUCUAUAAUGUGAAGGAGUUUCUUGAAGAUGGGGUGUUUGUGCCGUCUGAUGUGAAGGUGAAGCAGUCGGCCGGAGAGAAGAAGCCAGAGUUUGUGACUGUGAGGAAGAAGUUCAGUAGGGAUCAGGUGGUAGCGGCUUAUGAAGUUAGGGACAAGCCUUCAGUGCUUAAGCCGGAGGAUUGGGACCGGGUGGUUGCUGUGUUUGUUCUGGGGAAGGAGUGGCAGUUCAAGGACUGGCCUUUCAAGGAUCAUGUGGAGAUUUUCAACAAGAUCAUUGGUUUUUAUGUGCGCUUUGAGGAUGACAGUAUAGAAUCUGCAAAGAUGGUGAAACAAUGGAAUGUGAAGAUCAUCUCGAUUAGCAAGAACAAGAGGCACCAAGACAGAGCUGCAGCGCUUGAGGUUUGGAACCGGCUAGAAGAAUUUAUGCGGUCACGCUCACAUACAUGAAGUUUUUUGUCCAUAACAAUGUUAGAAAAUUAUCAGUACUACUGGUAGCAACAAAGUACAAACGAUCCAGUUCAAACAUGAGAGCUCAGAAGCUAGUGAUUGAUGGAGACAUAAGAUGCGAAGAUGAUGACAAGGGACAGCAUGGAAUUGCAAGAUUUGG